CUGGUGGAAAUCGGAAACAAGAAGGAAAAGGCGGCCAAGAAGAAGGCCGAGGAGAACCCAAGAUGGACGAGUCGCACUCAAGCACAAGGCAAUCGACGGAAACCUGGAACCUGGACGACCCUCCCAACAGCCGCCUGUUCCUGGUGGCCAGUCGCACGGUCACCGAAGAGGAGCUUCGGGAGCGGUUCUCGGUGUUUGGCGACGUCCAGGCCGUGUGGGUUGUCAAAGACAAGCAGACAAAAGAGUCCAAAGGCAUUUGCUACGUCAAGUUUGCCAAAUCGUCUCAGGCCUGCCUGGCCAUGGAAGAAAUGCACGGAAAAGCCAUGCUUGACGGAACCAAACCCAUCAAGGUGUUUAUCGCCCAGUCGCGCUCGUCGUCCAGCCACAGAGACGUGGAAGAUGAAGAACUGACCAGGAUCUUUGUCAUGAUCCCUAAAACCUUUUCUGAGGAAGACCUGAGGGACACUUUUAAGGAGUACGGCGACAUUGAAUAUUGCGUCGUCAUCAAGAACAAGCAGACGGGAGAGAGUAAAGGUUUGGGCUACGUCAGGUACUUCAAACCCUCCCAAGCCGCCUUGGCCAUCGAGAACUGCGACAAAGCAUACCGGGCCAUUCUGGCAGAGCCUCGCAGCAAAGCUUCCUACUCCUCCUCCGAAGACUACAACAACAUGGCGACCAGGAGCGACUACUCUGGCGGCGCCGAUUCCAUGACCGUGUACCCCUUCAACAUGUCCGAACCCGUCAGCUACCCAAUGAUGGACUACCGCGGCGGCGCUGACUUGUCCCGCUGUCUAAUGGUGUCAACUCGCGCCGCGCUGACCCAGGAGCAGAUUUUUGCGCUAUUUGACCUCAUCCCAGGGAUGGAAUACUGCGAGCUGCAGCGGGAUGCGUACGGGAUGAGCAAAGGGCACGCCAUGAUUCGCUACAGCAACCUGGGCUCAGCACUUUAUGCCAAAGACAAACUGAACGGAUUUGAAUAUCCGCCAGGAAACAGACUGGUUGUCAAUUUUAUGGAAGACGGAGAAGAUCGUAGCGGUUCAGUAGGUAGAAUGGCCAUGCAGUUUGUCGCCACCCAGGUGAUGUCAUCGGUGUGGAACGGAACCCCUAACAGCCAAGGCAUCAAUUCCGCCACUUCUCAUCUGGGAUUCGCCGGACCGCCUCCUGUGUCCCGGAUACAGACGGACGUCAGCUUGCCGCCACCGAAGAAACAUGCGCCCCCCGAAAGCAAGACAAAGGAGCGCUUGUUUUUGGUCUUCAGCCCUGCCCCUUUGCCUGUGGACGUGCUGGAGGAUGUUUUCUGCCGCUUCGGUUCCCUGAUAGAGGUUCACUUGGUUCCAGGCAGGAAUGUUGGUUACGCAAAGUAUGCUGAGAAGCAGUGUGCCAAUGAGGCCAUGGCGAUGCUCCACACCCGUGUGGUCAACGGCGUGAAGAUGAAGGUGAUGCUGGCAGAUCCACCCAGAGAGGAGUCGCACAAAAGGCUUCGCACGUACUAGCACGCCGACACACGACAGUCGUCCAGUGCCAGCGUGUUGAGCUCUUCGUCCAGUUCCUCCAGAUCUUCCCCGGUGAACAAGUUCUCGUCCACAGGUACGUCGCCGCCGUCCUCGUCUUCCCCUCCUCCGGCCUCCCCGUCUCCCUCAGCCCCUGACGGCCCGUUGGCAUCAGAGCCGCCGCAUGCGCCAUUUAGCUGUUCUAUUAACAGGAAAAAGAAAAAAAACAAGAUCACAAUUUGCUCACCUAUUUUUGGCCUUGAUGCUUUGUUGGCAACAAGCUGUGUAAACAUGUUGUAAACACGGAAUUAUGUUGUCAAUUGAGGAGCUUAUUUAGACAAAAGUAAUGCUUUGUCCCUUUGUGUGUGAUGUGUUGCUCUUGCCGUAUAGCGGCACAGCACACGCGUUAUGUUCAAAAGUGCGACAACUCUUUACCCCCAUUCUCUGUGGGGUCGCUCGUCGUUUGAAAGUUGGCCAACAAUUUUAAAAUCAUAACAGCUAAAAAUGAAUCAGCCAUUGUGUGUCCCUCGUUGCCCACACAUGGCAGAGCAUUGUGUGUGGCUCAGUCUUGUCGUUUUCUUACGGUUGUCCUGAUCCAUCUUCUGACUCUUACUCAUGGCAGUGAAGCGGUCCACGGCGGCCACAGUGAUUCCCGUGUUAUCCACUUCUUGAGGAACAAAGCGGGACAGGUCUAUGUCCUGGACCUGCAUGGUGUCAUCCUGCAGCCACGCGUAAAACAAGAGGGGCGUUUUGGAAUGAGCAAGGACAUACAAACUUUCGACUGCUACUGAUAAAGCCUUUCAAACAA
Molecule: messenger RNA, 2298 nt
Organism: Syngnathus typhle (broad-nosed pipefish)
Lineage: Eukaryota; Metazoa; Chordata; Actinopteri; Syngnathiformes; Syngnathidae
Gene: rbm45
Product: RNA binding motif protein 45
Exons: 10
Coding region: 63-1493 (476 amino acids)
Molecular function (GO): RNA binding
Source: RefSeq, a predicted model, not a curated record